AGAAAAAAUAAAAACGAGAAAAUAUACAAAGUAAAGACGGAGGAGAAUCUUUUCACCAAGAAAAGAAAAAGAGAGAACCUGAUUAGUGAUUAGGGUUCUGUUAAGGGAAGGAUUAGGAUUUUUUUGCGGUUUACUGUUUUCUAUUAGCAUCAUCAUCAGGAGUGAGUUCUGUGAAAUUUUGUAAAAUGGUUCAGACUGGAAAACGAUACAAUUCACAUCGAGACCGCGACCGCGACGGGGACAGACAGAAUCAAAAGAGACGUGUGAGCGACAAAAACAAUAAUCAGGGCAACGAUGAAUUGAUUGUUUAUAGGAUACUAUGUCCUGUUGAAGUUAUCGGCAGCGUUAUUGGUAAGAACGGUAAAGUGAUAAAUUCGAUAAGACAGGAAACCAGGGCAAAAGUCAAGGUUGUGGAUCCAUUUCCCGGUGCAAAGGAUCGUGUUAUAACAAUUUACUGUUAUGUUAAGGAGAAGAAAGAUAUUGAAAUCGACGAUGAGUUCGAUGAUGUUAGAAAACCUUUAUGUGCUGCUCAAGAUGCUCUUUUCAAGGUUCAUGUGGCUAUAUUGAAUUCCAUUGAUGCUCUUGGAGAUUCUGAUAAUAAGAAUAAUAAUAAACGAAAGGAUAAAGAUGAAUGUCAGAUUCUUGUUCCGUCAAGUCAGUCUGCAAAUAUUAUUGGUAAGGCCGGGGCUACCAUUAAAAAGCUGAGAAGUAAGACCAGAGCAAAUGUCAAGGUUACUGCCAAGGAUGCUGCUGACCCAUCACACUCAUGUGCCAUGAAUUUUGAUAAUUUUGUCUCGAUCACUGGUGAAUCAGAAGCAGUUAAAAGAGCACUAUUUGCAGUUUCUUCUAUCAUGUACAAGUUUGGUCCCAAGGAGGACAUCUCUCUUGACACAAAUGUACCAGAAACCCAACCCAGUAUUAUCAUUCCCUCGGAAGUUACAUAUUUUCCGCCCGGUGGACUGUAUCAGCCUUCCGAUCCUAUAAUCUCGUCUGCACAUGUUCCUCAAUUUUUAGGCGCAACAAAUGCACAAGAUCUGCAUGGAUAUGCUGAUGCAGGAAAUACUUGGCCUCUGUACUCAUCCGCCCUUCCAGUAAUGUCUGGUGUUGGUGCUACUCUGUCUGAGGAGUUAAUUAUUAGAAUGUUAUGUCCAUCUGACAGGAUUGGGCGUGUCAUUGGAAAGGGAGGGAGUACAAUUAAAAGUAUAAGGCAGGCAAGUGAUGCUCGUAUUGAUGUUGAUGAUUCCAAGGCUAAUUACAACGAGUGUUUGAUCAUCAUAACUGCAACAGAGUCGCCGAGUGAUUUGAAGUCCAUGGCAGUUGAAGCUGUUCUGCUGAUACUAGGGAAGAUAAGUGAAGAAGAUGAUACCUCGGUGUCAAUUCGGCUUCUAGUUCCAUCAAAAGUGAUAGGUUGUAUUAUUGGUAAAAGUGGCUCAGUCAUAAAUGAAAUUCGGAAGAUAACUGGGGCUGAUAUUCAAAUUUUUAGAAGUGAUAAGCCAAAAGGUGCAGAUGUCAGUGAUGAGCUUGUUGAGGUGGGUGGUGCCAUUGGUUGUGUAAGAGAUGCACUAAUCCAGAUUAUCUUAAGACUCAGAGACGAUGCAUUGAGAGAAAAGGACAUUGGCCAUAAUCCUUCUACAGGCGGUGAAUCCUUCUACUCUAGCAGCGCUGGUCUUUCAUUCCCAUCUAUGCUGCCUUCUAUUUCUUCUAUUUCUGCUCCACUGGUUUAUGAUCAGAGGGCUGAAGGUGCAACUGGCCUAGGCAUGCUUGCUUCAAGCAGUCUGUAUGGAUAUGGAUCUUUGCCAACGGGGGAAGAUGGCUAUGGAUCUAUAUCUUCAUAUGCUUCCAAUCUUUAUGGAAAGCAGAGAUUGUCUCCCGCAUCAAUUCUGGAUAUGCUGAUUCCUGCUAAUGCUGUUGGUAAAGUGUUGGGUAGAGGAGGGGCCAAUGUAGCCAAUAUCAGGAAGAUUUCAGGAGCAACAGUAGAGAUUUCUGACACCAGAUCUGGCCGUGGUGAUCGUAUUGCCCAAAUAUCCGGCACACCUGAACAGAAACGUGCAGCUGAAAACUUAAUCCAGGCAUUUAUUAUGUCCACCUGAAUUUUUGAAGUUUUUUCUGGGGCAGUUUUGAAGGUGAUAAGUUUAAUUCUUGAAGCAUGUCCGUAUUCAUCUCCUUAGUUCCGUUAAGUUAGUCUGUUGGUCUUGGAGAGACAAUAUUCUCUAGGGUUCUUCAUCUUGGAUCCUGCUUCUUCCAUAUCAGCGGUUAACAUGAUUGUGCUUGAUAAUCCAUUUCUGGUUUUGUAUGUAGGAAUAAUAGUUCCGUUCCCUUUUAUUUUCAAUAUCUACUCUCAUCUAUGUUUUAUCUUAGAAAUCUGGGAUCUGUCUGUCCUUUCGUAAUGUUUGUCUAUGACUACUGUGGAGUCAUCUCUAUCUCCAUACAUUAUUUUCAGAGGAAAACCAUGAAACAGUUUUAUUUUGUUUCUGGUGGCUCACUCUCUUAUGCUCCUUUCUUGCUGAAAAUAUCUGCCAUACUAAUGCAAAUGAGAUGCUGAGUCUCUAGUAAUCUCCAUUGUCUAGUAUCCUUGGUUAUGCAAGUAGUUUGGUCAAAACAGGGAAGUUGCAUGGUGAAUCUGAAGAAUUUCAGAAUGCUCUCAAUCAUUUUCUUCCCCAUGAUUCUAUUUCUGUAUCUUGCAAUUCUGUCAUGUCACAAUGGUAUUUGCAACUAAAUAUAGCCAUGUCCUUGUUAUCUCACCAAGUGCAUAUACGUAUAAAAAUGCUUUAGGGCAGAUCGUAUUUUGUCAAAUAAAAGAAAUCCGGUUAGACAGAGACGAUAAAUAUAGAGAUGUAGGAGGAUACAGCGUCUUCCUCUUCUUUGGUGUAUGAGAAAACAUAAAAGGUCACAAAAGUACAAUGAAUCGCCGUUGUCAAUGUCAUUUGAUCAUUGACUAUCGGAUGGACGAAUGGUAUCCUAUGUCUUAUCCAAAAAUGUCCCUGAAACAUGAGAGACUUCUUGCAAUUUUUUUUUGCCAUAUAGCACACUACUCAUACUUUUAUCUGAAAAAUUUAUUUCGUAACUUGUGUACUUGUUUUCACUUCUUACCUGUCUUGUCAUGGACACCACUUGGCUCUCAAAGGAAUACUUGGUUCCUGCUACAUUUUUUAGGGGUAAGACCAAAAGGUAUAUCCACCAUGAGUGUGAUAUUCUGUCUGGUCGGCCUUUGCCACAAGGUGUUUACAGAGGCUUUUGAUUUAUGAGCCCUUACAAUUGGGAUAGUCCCCUCACAUGGAACUCAGUUUGACAGCUGAACCAUGUGCCUCACAAUGCCCAGCUUUCUCAUUAUUGUAGUAAUUUCUUCCAAUAUGAUUCAAAAUUGCUUCAUUUGAUUCCAUAACUAUAAAGGAUGACUCUUUAAUUCAUUUAAGGAUCACUAUCUUUACUCCCAACCCAACUAAUUUUGGGUUAGAAUUAAUGACUUUUCGUGACCUGGUCAAUAUGCUGUUCUAUUUUCAGAGAUUCACCCAAGUAAAACUAAAAUCUGUUUGCAUUAGCCUGGGUUUAUUCAUAUAUCGCUUUCUGUAUAAAAUGUCUAAUUCUAGGAUGCAUUAGUUAAUCUUAUUUGAGCUACAUUUCUCUCGCAUCCAUACUGUUAUCUUCUAGUGGAACAUUGUCUCAUCCAGGUUACUUGUUGACUUGUUUAAACUUCAGUGUGCUCAAAACUCCCAUUCUCCUUUUAAAUGUGAUGGAGUUCGUUUUAUCUUUCUUUCCACAAUAUUCAACUAAGCAGAUAUUCAUCUUUCAUACUCAUUUAAAAAACAUUCCGAUCUGUUAAAGGUUAUGCUACUAUGCUUGUAGACCAAUUCUCUCGGGUUAGUUCGCUAGAUUUUCAAACAGUAUAUUUUCCCACUCUUAAUUCUAUAUUCAUUAUUAUCCAUUAUUUUUUCUCGAGCUUUCUGCUGUCAUUCGUAUCAGUAAGAAUGUCUGGUUCAAUUUGAGUUUGGUCAUUUGGCUGAUGGUUUAGUUGAUAUAAUUAGUAGAUUGAGAUUAUGCAAACAAACAUUUAGAAUUGGAGAUGAAUCUGUCUAUUAUUUCUGCAAGAGUCGGAAGGAAUUUAGGGUAGAAGCUACUUGAAGCUAAUGUUAGAAAUGCACUUGUUAGUUCUUAAUAAUUUUUUUUUGGAUUGAAGUUGGUUCUUAAUAUUGUAUGUAAACUUAUUACUCUCAUCUUGCACAGUGAGUCGAGUAUGUAGACAUUGUACAUACAGCUUCAUGACUGUUAUGUCAUGUCAUUCAUACAUUGAUUCAUAUAUUCAUAUAAUAGAUACACAAAUAAACCAUAAUUCAUAAUUGGUUUCAUA
Molecule: messenger RNA, 4345 nt
Organism: Medicago truncatula (barrel medic)
Lineage: Eukaryota; Viridiplantae; Streptophyta; Magnoliopsida; Fabales; Fabaceae
Product: KH domain-containing protein At4g18375
Exons: 8
Coding region: 186-2090 (634 amino acids)
Molecular function (GO): RNA binding
Source: RefSeq, a predicted model, not a curated record